UAUCACCAGAGAUCCAGAAGACUGAUGAAGAAGAAGUUUACAAGUGCUGCAGUGAAUAUCUUCUGAAUAGCUUUGACUUGAGCUUUUGUUGCUCAUGAUGUAUGGCAACGACUCACUCGAACCUAAAGUAUGCAAACUUACAAAUCCAAAGGAACAAUCUUUUGCUCAAAUGGCCAGCCAAAGCACAGUCAAAAUGUUGCAUAUGAGAACUUGUAAAUGUCAAUUACCAUCAUUUGCCACGCAGCAAGUGAUUCCCGAGUAGCGCCUACGGCUCCAGUUUGUACUUGCUCUGUUCAGCACGGCGAUGUUUGUGUGUCCAGAGGUAUGCAAUGCAUGUGCAAAUAUGUCAUUGGCAAAACUGUCCCAGUAAAUACUCAAUCUCAAGUCAUUUGAAUUGAGGAAUCUUGUGUCAUUAUUUUGGGGCCUUUUCACAGGAAUCGGUGGAGAACUCCUUCAUAUGAUGUCAACUUUAUGAUGAUGUCAACAAGAGAAAACUUGAAAGGUGAUGUCAUACAGUAUUGAGCUCCAUGUCGUGCGAGUUAAAAAAAAAAAAAGGGAAAAUUUGGGGGAAAAAAAGGAAUCGAAAUGGAAACUGCGCAGAACUGAGCAAAUAUUUCAAUCAGCACCCUGGGGUUCACAGAGUCUGAAGGAACGAAGAUGUCAAUAACUUCUGUGCGUGUUCAUUCAAGCCGAGGGACUGCUGCAGAUCAAAAUGAGAAAAAGCAAGGCCCAGUCCACCAGGAGAGGAGAGAUCCAGAACCUCUUCAACAAUUACGCGUCAGGCCAGACCACGCUACCUGCCUGCUCCCUGCUCAGCUUCCUCCACAAGGAGCAGCUGGAGCUCGCUGCCGACGAGGGCACGGCCGAGAGUUUGAUCGAGAGAUAUGAAAUUGAGGAGGCAGCCAUAGAAAGUCAGUGCAUGACAUUUGAAGGCUUCCUGCGCUACAUGGAGUCCAAAGACUGCUGCAUCUUCGAUCAGACCCACAAGUCUGUGUACCAAGACAUGGACCAGCCACUCAGCAGCUACUUCAUUUCUUCCUCGCACAACACCUACUUGACAGGAGACCAACUAAUAGGCGAAAGCCACCUGGACGCCUAUGUUUGUGCUCUGAGGAAAGGUUGCCGCUGUCUGGAGAUUGACUGUUGGGAUGGGCCAGGGAUGGAGCCUAUCGUCUACCACGGUUAUACCCUGACCACAAAAAUUCUCUUCAAGGACGUCAUCUCGACUGUGUCACAGUAUGCCUUUGAGGUUUCUGUAUACCCGGUAAUCUUGUCGCUGGAGAACCAUUGUUCCAAGGAGCAGCAGGAAGUCAUGGCCCUCUACCUCACCUCCAUACUAGGGGACAAGCUGCUUGAUCUACGCUUGGAUCACCCAACCACGGGUGACCUCCCCAGCCCAAAUGACCUCAAGUAUAAGAUCCUGAUCAAGAAUAAAAAGCUAAAGCCUCGCGCUAGGAUAGAUGGAGCAUCGGGGACAGAGGACAGUGCAGAUGAGGGCUGGGAGGAGGAGGAAGAGGAGGAGGAGGAGGAAGAGGAGGAUCAACCGAGUAGAUCAAGGUUCUGGUCUCCUAGAAAGGCAGGCUCAAAGAAGAAAAAGAAGAGGGUGGUGGUGGCGGACGCUCUGUCCGACCUCGUCGUAUACACCGUGUCUGUCAAGUUCAUCAGCUUCGGUCACUCCCAAGACAGUCAGAACUCGUGUGAGAACACGUCCAUGGCGGAGAAAAAAGCCCGCAAGCUGGCCAAAGUUUCAGGUAAAGACUUUGUUCUGCACAACCAGAGAUUCCUCAGCAGGAUUUAUCCAGCAGGCUCCAGGACGUCCUCGUCCAACUACAACCCUCAAGAGUUCUGGAACGUCGGCUCGCAGCUCGUGGCACUCAAUUUCCAGUCGCCGGGAUUGCCCAUGGACCUUAAUGAUGGCCGUUUCCAAGACAACGGCGGCUGCGGCUACGUCCUUAAGCCUGCCGUGCUCAUGUCUCGUGAAAGGAGCUUUGAUCCGAGCUGCGGUCAACGCGGCGUUCCACCAACACACUUGCUGCUCAAGGUGAUCUGUGGGUCCAACCUACCAAUUCCGAGAAGUGGCAAGGCUCUCGAUCCUUUUGUCAGAGUUGAUAUUCACGGGAUUGGAUCAGACUGCAACAAAAAAACCACAAACACAGUCAAAAACAACUCUUUGAAUCCUUUCUGGGAUACCGACAUGAACUUCCGCAUCAGCAUUCCCGACCUGUGUCUCAUCCGCUUUUGUGUCCGAGACCAGACCGGCUUUCUGUCAAGUGACUUCGUGGGUCAGUACACGCUGCCCUUCAGCAGCCUGAAGAAAGGCUAUCGCUGGGUACCUCUUCGGUCCCGAGACGGGUGCAACUUGGAUCCAGCCUCUCUUUUCGUUUUUGUCUGGUAUUCCUAAACCGGCUCACACGUACCUAUAGCAAAACACACACACGCCGCCAACAGAGACGAGUGUGGCGGAGCAGCAACAAAAGGAUGCAAAUAAAUCAAAGCAAUUGCAUUUCCUCAGUUAUAAAUAUCAGUUUUAUUGUGUGAAAAUAGAUGUGCUAUAUUCCUGCCAGUGCUGCACGAGGGGGGAAAAAAAAAACAGAACACU
Messenger RNA from Hippocampus comes (tiger tail seahorse), 2599 nucleotides. RefSeq names its product 1-phosphatidylinositol 4,5-bisphosphate phosphodiesterase zeta-1-like. The transcript is spliced from 13 exons. Gene Ontology annotation, cellular component: nucleus. The record is from RefSeq and is a predicted model, not a curated record. Lineage: Eukaryota; Metazoa; Chordata; Actinopteri; Syngnathiformes; Syngnathidae. Gene Ontology annotation, biological process: lipid metabolic process; positive regulation of cytosolic calcium ion concentration involved in egg activation; intracellular signal transduction. Gene Ontology annotation, molecular function: phosphatidylinositol-4,5-bisphosphate phospholipase C activity. Bases 713 to 2401 code for a protein of 562 amino acids.